Molecule: messenger RNA, 903 nt
Organism: Iphiclides podalirius (scarce swallowtail)
Lineage: Eukaryota; Metazoa; Arthropoda; Insecta; Lepidoptera; Papilionidae
Source: the annotation of a GenBank genome assembly
AUGAAUGAUAUGUCUAUGAAAGGGGUGAGUAUUGAGAUGACGGCUGAUAGAGGAAUAGUGUGGGAUAAGGGCAAGAGAAAGAAAGAAGAAGCAAUCAGGAGCGGUAUUUCAACACUAAAUUGCCGGGACCGAAGUUUUCACUUACGGCUAGAUGGCGGUCUUUGCUUCGAGAUACCGCCAUGGCAACACAUGCCGGUGGAAAUGGACCAUCACAUUGCGAAAGUGAAAGAGGCUUGGGGGAACCUAUCGUCGACGAAGGCCACGCGCCGAAUAAGUCUGGGCAUAACGAAUAAUGAAAUAAGCCAGUAUGUGGACACAGUUAUCGGGCCGUUCUUAGACACUUAUCAUAGAAAUAUUCAGUCCUCGUACCAUCAGCUAACGAAUAAGAUACUUAAAAAGACAAAAGACGAAAUAAACUCCGCGUUGCGUAAAAAGCAGAAGAUUUACGACGAUCUGAUUCGCCUUGCUGACAAAUUAGCCGUUCCAGAUAUGUGCAGUGAGGAGCGUAGAUAUGCUCGCACUAUUGCUAGCAGACACGUUGCCCAAAUAUACAAAUGCACACAAGAGGCUAGGAGUUCUAUCACAAAAAUGGGCAAGUAUGCUGAAGAGAUGAUAAUGAUAACUCGAAAUCACAUGCAGGCGGCGCUGGAAAAGACCACGAACACAACUGGUUUAAAGGAGCCAGCAGAAAGAAGUCAGAAAGUGGAUCACAAAGUUUACCUGAAAAACCUGUCCAAAGCGGCGGUCUCUCUCGGUUACGAAUUGGAUUUGAGUCUUACCAAUGCGCGUCGCUUCAACGAACAGUCCUGCGAGAAAUUCUCCAUCUGUUGUUCAAAAGCCAGGAAGAGCACGGAAGACUCCGCUGCCACCUUAAGAGAUCACCUGUAUCAAUGCGUCUAUGCU